Molecule: messenger RNA, 2788 nt
Organism: Carya illinoinensis
Lineage: Eukaryota; Viridiplantae; Streptophyta; Magnoliopsida; Fagales; Juglandaceae
Exons: 3
Coding region: 476-2467 (663 amino acids)
Source: RefSeq, a predicted model, not a curated record
UGUAGGCUAGCAUUUCCAACACACACUCUCUCUCUUAUUAACUCUGCUUUACAUUCGCUCUUUCCCUCUCAAGAUUUCUGAAACAAAGCAAAGGGCAGCCAAAGGUAGGGGGGAGGGCAGUCGAAGUCCCUUUGAUUUCAAUCAAAACCUCCAUUCCAAAUUCUCCAUCUUUUUUGACAGGUCUCUCUUCCAAGCACUUUCUAGGUCCCCUUAGAUCUUUAAAGACUGUCAAAUGCUCCCACAACCAGAAUCUUUGACACCCACUUUUCUUUGCUAAACUCUAGGCCAACAGUCCCCCAAUACUUGCCAUAAAUAAAAUAAAAAAGAAGAUCAGCUUCUAGUGCCCCUCAUGAAGACUUUAGCGCCAACCCAAAUCUUGAAAGGCUUGAAAAUCCCAGAAUUGGGUCUUCAAGAUUCUUAGCGACAACUCCGGUGUACUGUUUUUUUUUUCGGUUUUAUGAACCUUUAACAUACAAUGUCUUGGCAAAGCCACAACAACUUGGAAGCAAGGACAGGGAGUGUGAGCAAGAUCAGAAAGCGAGGCUGUUCAUCUUCGUCGUCUUCUUCGUUGGUCCGUAAGUACCGGUUCAAGCGUGCAAUUCUGGUCGGAAAGCGGGGCGGUUCGAGCACUCAGGUCCCGACGUGGAAGACAAGCGCUAGAUCGCCUUCUUUGGCGAUGGAGAACGAUGAAUUUCCCAAGCGUCCGACUUCUAAAGGUGGCGUUGUCGGUGGUAAAGGGAAGGACCUACUGUCGGUGUCUGCGCGGAAACUGGCUGCGACAUUAUGGGAAAUCAACGAGGUUCCUUCGCUGCCCGUGAAGAAAGGCUCAGAGGCACUGAAGGAUCAAAAGAAAGAACUUUCAAGCCGACAGAGAGCGCCUAAAUUGUCCCGCCAUAUGUCAGAUCCAUGUCGUAGUCCUAUUUCAGAGAGAAUGGAGCGAUCUGGAGGUGGUGGCAGUCACCAGAGAAGAAUAUCAGCCAUUUCUCACAUGCCGCAGUUGACUGAGUAUUGUUUGGGAGCGCUGGACUCCAUUAGCAGUGCUGGUUUGGUGGAGAUUGAAAGUCAUUCCUUGGGCAAGAUUCAUCGUAGAGGUUUGACUGAAAUCAAGACCCGUUUGAAGGAGGUCAGUAAUGGCCUAACAACAUCCAAGGAGCUUCUAAAGGUUCUGAAUCAUGUUUGGGGCCUUCAAGAGCAGCACUCAUCAGGUAGAUCAGUUGUCUCAGCCCUGCGCAUUGAGCUUGAUCGCGCUCGCAGCCAGGUGGACCAAUUGAUCCGGGAGCAAAGGUCUAACAGCAAAGAGAUUGAGUACCUCAUGAAACAUUUUGCAGGAGAAAAGGCAGCUUGGAAGAUCAAAGAACGAGAAAGGAUUUGUGAUGCCGUAGCAUGCGUAGCAGAAGAACUUGAGGUCGAGAAGAAACUAAGAAGACAGACAGAGAGAUUGAACAAGAAGCUUGGUAAAGAACUUGCAGAUACAAAGGCAUCCCUGUCAAGGUCAAUGAAGGAGCUUGAGAGGGAGAAGAGAGAAAAGAAGAUUUUGGAGCAAGUUUGUGAUGAGUUAGACAGAGGCAUGGGUGAAGACAGGGCACAAGUAGAAGAACUAAAGAAAGAAUCGGCUAAAGCUCGGGAAGAAGUGGAAAAGGAAAGGGAAAUGCUUCAGCUGGCUGAUGUAUUGCGUGAAGAGAGAGUCCAGAUGAAGCUCUCAGAAGCCAAGUAUCAGUUUGAGGAGAAGAAUGCAGCUGUGGAUAAGCUCAGAAAUGAGCUUGAGGCCUACUUGAGAACCAAAGUAGGUAAAGAAAAUGGUGAUGGGUCUCCAAAGUUCGAAAAGAUCAAAGAGCUUGAGGCUUAUUUGAAAAGGAUCAAUUUUGGGUCAUCCCAAAAUGUGGAGAAAGAAGAGGAUGAAGGUGAAGUGGCAGAUGGAGAAGGUUACUGUGAAGGAGAUGACUCGGCUGAAAGUGAUCUUCAUUCCAUUGAAUUGAACAUGGACAAUACCAACAAGAGCUACAAAUGGGGUUAUGUUCACAGAGAUGAUGCUCAAGAUGAUUCAAGAAAGGUUUCAGUCGAUAAAGAAUCAAAAGCGAGGAAGUCUCUCUCUGAGAAGAUUCAAUGGGGAAGCAUUUGCUUAAACAGGGGAACUUCCAAUGGUACAAAUCGGGACUUAGGUCCUAAAAUUCGGGAAAAUUCAAAUAGGUUCAAUCAGGAAAGAUUAUCUGAGGUGCUUUCACGAGCUCAAACACUAGAUGAUGGUGAUGAAAAUGGCAGGGAUGUCUCUAUUAAGGGUCUUAGUGAUCGUAUUUUAUCUGGUCCAAGAAUAGCAUUGGUCCAAAGCUUUGCUAGUCCACCCAGGCAGUGGGGUGAAUUCUUGGCUUUGCAAGCUCCAAGCAACGAUGCCUGGGAAAGUUCAACGGUGUUGCAGGUAGAGGAUUUGAUGCCAAAGGUCGCAGGAACAAGAGACAAAUUUCAGACUUAAACUAGAUCAAUAUAACAAAACAUUUUCCCUUGUCAUGUUCUUCCCUCUGACCUACGCAUUGCUUGCAUGUUCUUGAAGUGUUCAAAGCAUCUUGAUGCCCCCGUAUGUUUGUGCCAACGAGUCGCCGAUAUAUAGGAAGCAAAAAUGUAAAUAGGAUCUCAUACAAAGUUGUACGGGUCCAGUAUAAUUUUUCUGUACAAAGCCUGCUAUAGGCCAAGAGCACCUGAAUUUUGCAGUGAGUUUUCAUUUAUAGAUGGUUCUGUGUAAUCUUGACCAGAGGAAAAUGUGAAUUCAAACCUUUUUAAUUUUAUGUUGGCUAAA